ACAAGGUCCGCCGUUGAAGAAUGGAAACUUCUUCAAUGGCCAGCUUGUGGAAAUCUCUCGUCGUCGUUCUACUCUUCUCCGGCUACAUCGCCGCCGCCGCUGCCACCGCCGACGGCAAUGGAACCGAGGAGACCCAACGUCCGCCCAUCCACCAGGUCGGCAGAUUUGGAUUCGGCUUCCUUUUCCCCUGGAAUCCGCAGCCAUCGCCGGUGCCGCAGUUUCCCGGCGUCGGAUUCGGAGGAGAAGCCCCACCGGAGAACGGCGGCGAUGAGUCCGGCGCCCAGACAAAUUUCCUGGGAUCUUGGAAGAUCCAUUCCGAGAAUGCCGGAGUUUCCGCCAUGCAUAUACAGUUGAUGCCCAAUAACAACAAGGCGGUGUGGUACGAUUCUACCGGCAAUGGGUUGUCGGAGAUCGAGAGUAACCCGCCGGUGUGCAGAAAACGGGUCGGCGGCAGGGAUUCGGAUCCUCCACAGGAUUGCACCGCCCAUGCAAUUGAAUACGACAUUGACACUGCUCAAAUCAGAACCCUAAACGUAACGCUCAUUUUUCUUUUUUUAUUUUCUUUUCCAUCUAUCUUGGCUGGACUGAAUCUCAAUUUGAACAAUAUAAUAUUUCAGGUGGGGUCCAGCCCGUGGUGCUCUUCCGGCGGACUAUCCAAAAACGGAGACCUAAUCUCCACCGGCGGCGAUAAGGACGGCUACAAAGCCAUGAGAAUUCUGAAACCCUGCGGGGACUGCGAUUUCCAAGAAAACCCACGCGCCCUCUUCUCCAACAGAUGGUACGCCACCAACCACGCGCUCCCCGACGGCAGUUUCAUCGUCGUCGGUGGCCGUGGCUCCUACAACUACGAGAUCGUCCCACCGGACACCCUCGAAUUCACGGCGAAACUGACGGAGCUCGACUUCCUCGGAGAAACCGAAGACGACGGCGGCCGGGAGAACAACCUCUUCCCCUUCGUCAACCUCCUCCCCGACGGCAAUCUCUUCGUCUUCGCCAACUACAAGUCCAUUAUCCUCAACCCUUACACCGGCGAAACCGUUCGUCAACUCCCCGAUCUUCCCGGCGGUUCAAGAAACUACCCGCCUUCCGGUAUGUCGGCCCUUCUACCGAUUGACCUCGCCGCCGUCGAAGACGGCGGCGAGGAAAACUCUGUCGUUGUUGAAGUUCUCGUUUGCGGUGGCAACACGAGGGAAUCGUACAGGUUUUCGGAUUUGCUGCGGCCGAGAAAAUUCCUUCCGGCGUUCAACGACUGCGGGAGGCUGAGGCUUAGCGGCGGCGCCGCCGCCGAAGAAUGGGAGAAGGAGGACAUGCCGUCGCCGCGGGUGAUGGGUGACAUGCUGCUCCUGCCCACCGGCGAUGUUUUGAUGCUCAACGGGGCGAAGGCGGGGACCUCUGCCUGGAACGCGGCGGCGGAGCCGAAUCUAACCCCGGUUCUGUACAGCCCCGACAAGGAGAAGGGUGACAGGUUCCGGGAGCUGGCGGCGUCGGAGAUUCCGAGGAUGUACCACUCGGUGUCCGCGGUUCUCCCCGACGGGGAUAUACUCGUCGCCGGGAGCAACACGAACGCGUUCUACAUGCUGAAGGAGCACGGCGACCGGUUCACGUUCCCGACGGAGCUGAGGGUGGAGAAGUUCUCGCCGCCGUACAUGGCACCGGAGCUGGAACAGUACCGCCUGGAGAUAGCGGAGGGGAGAUCGGACAAGAAGCUGAGCUACGGCGGCGAGUUCAGCGUCGCGAUUGAGUUCGGGAACGGGUUGAUCAAGAAGGAGGAGGUGAAGGUGACGAUGUACUCGCCGCCGUUCACCACCCAUGGCUACUCGAUGAACCAGAGGCUGCUGAUUCUGAAAGUGAGGGAAGUCGACAUUUUGGGGAGGAUUACGGUGGUUGCUCCGCCGUCUGGGAAAUUUGCUCCGCCAGGGUAUUAUCUUGUGUUUGUGGUUCACCGUGGGGUUCCAAGCCGUGGAAUGUGGGUGCAUAUUCAGUAG
This is a messenger RNA of Erythranthe guttata (spotted monkey flower), 1985 nucleotides long. The record is from RefSeq and is a predicted model, not a curated record. Lineage: Eukaryota; Viridiplantae; Streptophyta; Magnoliopsida; Lamiales; Phrymaceae.